CGCUCUGCGAGCACGUAACGCAGAGCUCUGCGCAAAUACGAAGCAUCCUCGGCCGAUCGUGCAUGACCGUUAUGGCAUGGAGCACGAUUAAAGAGGCGCUCUUCUGCGAAGUACGUGCUUAACUUCCAGCGCAGCUCCUGGAUUGGAAGAGGACGUCCACUUGAAAUAAGGGGAAUCUACGCAGGCGCGAAAAAACAAAGCGUGCAGUGCAGACCCGAUCCUAUACGCACGUCACAUCCGCCAUGAGCCGAGGAAGCAGAACGGCGACGCAGCGCCUGCGACUCGAAUACGCCAAGCUUCUCAAGGAGCCCGUGCCGUACGUCUCGGCCCACCCGCUGCCGGCCGACAUCCUCGAGUGGCACUUCGCCGUCAAGGGACCCGAGAACACCCCGCUGGAAGGCGGCGUCUACCACGGCAAGCUGCGCUUCCCCGCCGACUUCCCCUUCUCGCCACCGUCCAUCUACCUGAUCACGCCCAACGGUCGCUUCCAGUGCAACACCCGGCUGUGCCUGAGCAUAUCCGACUACCACCCGGAGUCCUGGAACCCUUCCUGGUCCAUGUCCUCCAUACUGACCGGACUGCUCAGUUUCAUGGUGGACGAGACGCCCACGCUCGGAAGCCUUGACACCACGGUCGAGCAGAAGCAGAAGCUGGCCCGCGAGAGCUUACGCUUCAACCUCGAGGACAACGUCUUCUGCGAGCUCUUUCCCGAAGUCGUCAAAGAGACCAGAGCCGCCCUAGCCGCCGACGCGGCCGUCAAAGGGGACUGUCCGCAGGUUCCCUGAGGCUCCCGCUUCUUCGGGGGCCCUCCCGCAUCGCUCCCUAACCUCCUUAUCCUACAAUAUGCAGCUCAUUAUAACGUACCGGCCAGAGACGUCGUCUCGUCGAAGUGAGGCCCCUGUUUUCGUGGGGCCGAUCGAAGCUUCAAGAUGCACCGCGAAAGAGGACGUGCUUUGCCAACGAUGGACGUCAGAGUUCGUAACUCGUUAAAGUGGCAGGGAUAAGGCCGAUGGACUUUUCCUUACUUUGAACACGUCACUCAAGGAGUUCGUCACAGUGCACAGACGCAUCGUAUGAGAAGCGGGACGACUGCUACGUGGGUCUUCGCAACGUGAAGCAGGGUGCACGAACGCAGCUUCGGAACUUUUUCAGGAGGUUAAGGAAAUAGCCCAUUAAAAUGUACCAUG
This is a messenger RNA of Rhipicephalus sanguineus (brown dog tick), 1187 nucleotides long. Its product is annotated as ubiquitin-conjugating enzyme E2 J2. The transcript has 3 exons. The record is from RefSeq and is a predicted model, not a curated record. NCBI's taxonomy places the organism in Eukaryota, Metazoa, Arthropoda, Arachnida, Ixodida, Ixodidae. Bases 243 to 785 code for a protein of 180 amino acids.